ACGCUCGCCGAAAAUAGCAGAUCGUACCUCAAGAGGCCGGGUAUUCUCAGCCGUGGCCAGUCGUGAUCGCGAUCGUGCCGGUGAAAGUCGUUCUCUCGUGAUAAUCCCCCUUCUCCUUCCACGUUAACGUGAGAGAGUUCAAAAAUAUCGAAGGUCGCCGCCUUCUGCGUUGAGUGGUGACAUUGGAAAAUGCGCGGGUGAAAAUUUUCUUUUUCAAACGUAUUUCGACGACCGGUAUGUUGAGACCUUGACGGUAAUUAGUGCGGAUCGGUUACAUGCUAGUAAAGAUAAACAAACCCAGCGCUGGCGGAAGUGAAAGAGGACACCCUCCUAGCGGUGAGAGCGUAGGAGAGUACAAAUCUCUCACCGUAGAACGAGCAGGCACGGCAGCAGCUACAGCAUCCAGUACAAGUAGCAGCAGCAACCAGCCAGCCAUCCAGCAGUGUGUUUCAGCAUCGUCGCGUGUGUGUGAAAAGUGAAAAUCUCCGCCGUCCUUUUGGGGUGAAAAACGUCGAAGGCGAAAAAUUUUCCUUCUUGUGGCAACGCAAUCGGGGAAAUUGGCCAUCCCGCCAUCAGGAAACUCGGGAUUUCGGUGUCGUGAAAAACGGGAAAAACUCCGGCAGGCGGGGAAAAUCUGUGAACGUCGCUUUCUACUAUCUGAGGAGUUCUGAGGCCCAAGUCACUGCCCAUUUUGCGUAGAGAAGAAAAACUCGGUCGGGGCGUCGACUUAUGGUGGAGUCUAAUAACUCCUGUGACCUGCCUGCGAGGAUUUGGGCUGAAAAUUGCCGAAGCGAAGAAUCGAAGUGAUUGAUUGGGGUUUUGAGAAUGCGGAUUUUGGUGUGAAUUGUGUAAUUAUUCGGUAAUUGAGUGCUGCGAAAAUCGAAGGAAAAUGGAUGCAGUGCUGGAAAAAGGAUAACCGUGGAUCAGGGGUUUCUUCGCGGGGGGCGUAAAAAAAUGUGAAAUAACCUUUCAAAAGGAAAUUAUCGCAAGGAAAGUUUUGAAAAAAUGGUGUUACGCAUUAUAUUAUCAGCCAGAGAAGAUAUGGAUGACGAUAUGUCCUCCCGAUUGACGACUAGUGAUGGCGGCGAGAAAAAGAAGAAGUAUGGUAUCAAUAUUUAAGAUGAGACCACCUCAGUGAGGCAGUUCAUGGAAAAGUGAAAAAGUGUUAUGCUUCAUUUAAGUUUUGUUGAAGAUAUGUUGAAAACUAGCAUAAAUUACGUAAAAUUGCUCCAUAAUGGCCAGAUGGACAGGUAUUUUGGCCGAAAUGGAGUCCACAGGAGCAAGUGAAAAUCGUAGCUGAAUUUGUACUCCAUAGUCACAUUUUGAGUAACGGGAGUAGCAGCAGCCGAAGUCAUCGAAGGAAAAAAGCGACCAGAAAAAAGGAAGAGGCGGUGGGCUGGGGCGUGCAAGGAUUUUCUUGUAAGCCUCUCCGAAUUUCGAAAUCAACCGACAGGCUGUCUCUCGGCAGAUCUUCCCAAAUCAGAGGAUCUCCGGAUUCUUCUCGCGUAUCCUUCUACUCUCGCGUGGCUUCUGUCACUCUCAAACACAAAUGCAAUCGCACACUUACACACUCACACUUUCCGCGGAAUACAGUGAAAAGUGAGACAAUUACUAUAGGAUAUUCUACCGGAAUUAAGUAAAAAUAAAAACAACCAACCGUUCCGUACAAAUCGAAAAUGCCAAAAACUACGACUUACCAAAUAGUUGCAUCUAGGCGCCGAAUGAUGAAAGUCGCACCAUUCAUUCUACUCUGUUGCUUGCUCAACCGCUCCGUACUGGGUCAGCGUCCUCUAGGAAACGCCACGUUCGGAGCAGCGCACAACUCCACGGGCGUAAUAAACGUCCUUCAGCCAUCGACCACUUCCACAACCAACGAACCGCCCGUAGAACACAUCCAACUCCCCGGGCAUAGAGCAGCGUCCAGCAAUCAGAUUGCCACCGACGAGGAAGACGAAGAAACACCAUACCCAAGCAUCAACGACAUCUCGUCGGAAAGUGGACACCGGGGCGGGGCCAGUCCCAGUCUGAUCCAGCAUGCCCGGAACAACAAGUACAUUCCCACGCCGACCACGGCCCAUCGUGGCAGCGGCGGUGGCGUCAAUGGCGGUGGAGUGGACGACCCCCACCAAGAUCGAAGGAUGCCGUUCAAUCCUCGGCGGUUCAAGGCGUCCAGUAUCGCCGAACUGCGGAAGCUGAACAAUCAGCAAAAGUCGCAGGAUCCGGCUGAAGUCCCGGAGCGGAAUGGCUCGGCGACGAUCUCCAGGGGUAGUGCCAGUGGACAGAAUCGGCAGAAUUUGCUGGAUAUGCAUUAUGGGAAUUCGGUGUCAUCCCCCGGAUAUCGACGGCCGUACGAACAUUAUAAAACGCCGAGAGAUGAUCCGCUGAGGGCGAUCUACGAGCGGAUUAAUGUGCACUAUCCUCACCAACAGCCGACUGCCCUUGAAAUCGAUAACAUGCUCGGAGUGAUGUGCAACUUCGAAACCGAGUGCGCAUGGAAGGCGGACGAAGCAAACCCGAACAGCUUCCAGGUGGUAACCGGAGCAAACCUUACGGCAUCCAAUCGAACUGGCAUGAUGCCGGGUCCAAGCUCGGACAUCCUCGGCGAUGCCAAUGGGCAUUUCCUGCAUCUGAGGUUGACGUCAAAUAGCACCCAGCACAUACUGACCUCGCCGAUGUUCGGUGCCACCCGGGAACACUGCUAUCUGGAGAUGAUGACCCACCAGAGUUCUAUGGGCCAUGGAACGUUGCGGAUAGUGAUCGAGACCAGCGGGAACCAGGAUCCGUCCUGGGUGCCGGCGGAAGUGUUUGGAAAUGAUUUGCGCAAGUGGCAGCGGACAACGUUUCGGAUCGAUCGGAUAUCGAAGGAUUUUCAGAUUCUGUUCGAGGUGGUGCCCAAUCGACUCGGUGGACGAGCGAGAGGGCAUGUCAGUAUCGACAAUUUGAAACUGGUUAACUGUUUUCCGGAUGCGUUGAGCACGAAGAAUUGCAGUGAAUCCCAAGUGCAGUGCACAUCACGAAAGUUGCCGGUUUGCAUCAAGACUCCGAAGAUUUGUGAUAUUACUGUCGAUUGCGACGAGGAAGAAGAUGAAACGCUCAAUUGUGACAAAAUCCCUUUCGGAGGCCGUUGCGACUUCGAGAGCAACUGGUGCGGCUGGCAAAACUACGGUAACGCCAUUCUAUCCUGGGCACGCCAUUCGGGACCUACGCCAACCGAAAAGACCGGACCGGAUUUUGAUCACACGUUCUGGCAGCAGAGCAACACAACAGGAUACUACAUGUUCGUCAACAUGAACCAGCAUGCGAACGACAGCGAGAAGAAGACAUUGGUUGGAUUGGCGAGCAACGCGAUUAUGAACAGUGUCAUCUUCAAUCCUCCUCCUCUGGUGCAUACGAAUGCUUCCUCGCCCUUUCGAAACUCCUGUGUGGUCCGCUUCUACGUCCAUCAGUUCGGAAUGAACCCGGGAAGCAUAAAUCUGUCCAGUGUGGAAAUCAAGGAGAAGGAAAACGUCACAACGACCCUUUGGUGGAGUUCCAAGAACCUUGGUGAUGAUUGGCAGCGGGUUGACAUCAUUCUACCGAACAUCACUACUAAGUACUACCUACAAUUCGAAGCACGCAUGGGCAUGCGGAUCUACUCGGACGUUGCCAUCGAUGAUUUCUCGUUGAGUCCGGAAUGCUUCGGGCUCAACAUACCGGCCGAGCAUCUGGACGGGUACAAUUAUUGGGACCCGCGAAUCGGUGGGAUCAAACAGCCCCACAAAGAUUUUGUCGGGAAGUCAUAUAUCGAGCUCAAUACAUGCGGUGCAAAAGGGCAGCAAGGACCGACUCCGUCCGAUUGUUUGGCGUCGUACAACAACACCGAAGCGUUGAACGCCAUCCAUGUGAUCGACAGCCUACCGUUCAAGGGCAUCCAGGCGUGGAAGGUCCCCAACGAGGGCUACUACACGAUCAUUGCGAAGGGUGCCGGUGGAGGUCUCGGAUCAGGUGGGGUGGGGUCGUCCAGAGGUGCGAUGGUGUUGAGCGUGCUGGAGCUCCACAAAGAUGAGGAGAUCUACAUUUUGGUGGGCCAGAGCGGCGAGCAUGCUUGCAUCAAAUCGAUGGGACUGCGGGACGAGACUUGCGAGCCCAAGAAUAAGCAAUACCCGAACGAUCUGUUCUUCUCGAAGACCCACCAGGUGAAGAAUACAGUGAUUGAGGACGGGGCAGGUGGUGGCGGUGGAGGAACCUAUGUAUUUUUGCUCAAUUCGGCCAACACAGCCGUUCCACUACUAGUAGCAGGUGGAGGAGGUGGUCUUGGAGUAGGUCGAUAUCUAGACGAAGAUAUUCAGCAUGGAAAAAAGUUUAUCCCUGGGAAGAAAGACGUUUCCGGGACAGCUCAUUCAGAAGCGGCACGACAUGCUGGACCUGGAGGAGGCUGGCGAGCGCAGGCCGACAUGGCGUUGGAUCCCAACUAUGGGGCUUCUCUUUUGGAAGGAGGUCGUGGAGGAGUUCCUUGCUACCAACCACGGGGAACCCAUGGUCAGGGAGGCUUCGGUGGAGGUGGUGGGGGUUGCGAUACUGGUGGUGGUGGCGGAGGUUACUCCGGUGGCGAUACGAUGAUCAACUCAACGAAUGGACAGGGUGGUAGCUCUUUUUUGGCCUCCAAGAGGAACGUACCGGAGUUAUCAAUGGAACAUUCUGGAACAAACAGUGGCCAUGGGGCGGUUCUUAUUAUACCGGCUAUAGAGGGAUGUGGAUGCGAUUAUCGUUGCGUGGCGCUCGAUGAGUACCGUUUUACAGUGGGAUGUAUCUGUCCAGAUGGCUGGACGCUCAAACCUGAUAACUAUACUGCUUGUGAAAUACAAGCUGAAAAGUAUGAUAUGAAGUACCUUAUCAUGUUCUUUGUAGCCGUUGUGCUAUUUUUAUGUGCAGCUCUGGCUGGUCUAAUACUCAUCUUAUAUAACCGCUAUCAACGUAAACGUCAAGCUGCUCUCCGGCACAAAAUGUUGCUCGAGCAGGAUCUACAGUUGAGUCGAUUGCGGACCACCGCGGACGACACUGGACUGACCAACUUCAAUCCUAACUACGGUUGUGAUGGCAUUCUGAAUGGGAACGUCGACGUUAAGAGUUUGCCCCAGGUGGCACGCGAGAGCUUGCGGCUUGUGAAGGCCCUUGGACAAGGAGCUUUCGGUGAGGUCUACCAAGGCUUGUACCGACAUCGUGACGGAGAUGCAGUGGAGAUGCCUGUGGCGGUGAAGACUCUACCGGAGAUGUCCACUGGUCAAGCAGAGUCUGAUUUCCUCAUGGAGGCUGCCAUCAUGGCUAAGUUUAACCAUCCAAACAUCGUGCACCUGAUAGGUGUCUGCUUUGAUCGUCACCCGAGGUUCAUUGUCCUUGAGCUACUCGCUGGUGGUGAUUUGAAGAACUUCCUUCGGGAAGGUCGCAAUAAACCUGAACGUCCAUCUCCUCUCACGAUGAAGGAUCUUAUCUUUUGCGCCCUGGAUGUGGCCAAGGGUUGCCGUUACAUGGAGAGCAAACGCUUCAUCCAUCGCGAUAUUGCCGCACGGAAUUGUCUGCUUAGCAGUAAGGGCCCCGGUCGGGUCGUCAAGAUUGCCGACUUCGGUAUGGCUCGCGACAUCUACCGUUCCGACUACUACCGGAAAGGUGGUAAAGCGAUGCUGCCAAUAAAGUGGAUGCCUCCGGAAGCCUUCCUGGACGGCAUAUUCACCUCAAAGACUGAUGUGUGGUCGUUCGGUGUGCUUCUAUGGGAGGUAUUCAGCUUGGGUCUGAUGCCCUACACCGGACUGCCGAACCGCGAUGUGAUGCAACUGGUCACCGGCGGAGGUCGCCUCGAUGCUCCUCCUGGUUGCCCUAACGCCAUCUACCGCAUCAUGGCCGACUGCUGGAACCCAACACCCGAGGAGCGGCCAACUUUCUCGAACCUGCUGGAACGACUGACCACCUGUACCCAGGAUCCAGAGGUGAUGAACGCUCCACUGCCGAGCUUCUUCCGGCCGCCAUCCAACGAGCGUGACACAACCAUAAUGCGUCCGCCUGGAAACGACGACUUCUGUCUGCAAGUUCCCAAUUCGUCGGACUAUCUCAUACCGCUUCCGGGACCGAGAAGCGUAGCUGAACGGUUGCUCAGCGAAGCCACCGGUGUCACCAUUCCGGACACUAUGGUCACCUGCACUGCUCCGAAAACCGCGUCCCCUAGGAUGAUGAACGGCCCUCAGUCGCAACAUCAAGACGGAAACUCCUGGGAGACUUCUUUCAUCCUAGAACAUCCAGCGGUGGCGACUAUGGCAGCUACCAUGCCAACCCAGGAUACGACCAUGUUGGUCACCGAGAACGGCACCUUGGAAGUUCCCUGUCCAGUGGUCGACAAGCUGAUCUCGCUGGAUACGCCGCAGCAAACGCCAACCAGUAUACAACCGCCCAUUUCGUUCAGCACACCGAUGACGAACUCGAUCGGAACCGGCGGUCCGCUGAACGGUAUGGUGCCGCACUGCAAUGGGCUGAGCGGGAACCCGAACGGUAACGGUGUGCUGCCGUCGACCCCGUCGCUGGAGCAGAUUGAAACGGCCAAGCUGCUCGGUAGCAUACCUCCGCCAAUCACGCUGGACCCGUCGACGUUGAACAAGCAGCAAAGCGGGUUGGUAGGAGGAACGUCGUACGCCAACAUCCGGAUGAUGAGCUCCAAUGCGCUGAACAAUGGCGACAUAGGCGAGAAGCUGGCUGGCGGGCGGGGUAACGGUGGUGGAGGAGGAAGCAUUGGGGUCGGUGGAGGCGGUAGCCACCAUCACAGUAAUAGCAGCGGGAGUGACAAGAGCGACAACCGGCCGACGGCGUUCACCAUCCAGACGUUCAGCGAUCGGUACAUCAACAAUGAGAACCAUUCGGAGAUAAGCUGUUAAGGUGUGAGGGGUAUGCGAUAGAGGACAGUGAGGUGUUUACUGGAAUCUAGGAGUUCAUUGGACGAAGAAUUUUUAGGAGUUGUGGAAAUCGGUUACAGUAAUCUUUACAAGAAUCUGGGAGAUUGUUUGGUGUAGAUGCUCGCUUCCGCAGUUCGACUCAUCGCUCUUACCAGUCUGCGGAUCUACGAACUACUUCUUCAACCUAACAAGCUUUCAGUACAGCUUCCAUAAACUCUAGUCGAGGGGUGGAUUGACGUUUAAUCAGUACCACGUAAGUCCGAGGCAUCAACAAGCUGCAGUGGAUGCUUCCGUCGAUGACCACUUGCAGGUAUGCUACACACCCGUAUCCGUGUUCGAUGGCAACGAUGAAGAUUUUUGACUUGGCGUCGCCGAUAUAGCCGGAUGAUUACGACCUCCGGCAGCAAACUCGUUCACCGCUUCCUCAAAUCCAAGGAAUUUCUGUCGAUUUCGUAGUCCGAGUUGCAGCUAUAAUGCCACAGAUGCUGGACGACGAUUUUGGCGUGGAUAACGAACGGCAACAGCAAGGAUCGAAGAAGCCCAUGACGCAACAGCUACAAUCCUUCUCGUCGGCCGCUUAGCCUCGUACAGGUACGGCAUCAACUCCUAGCGGUUCAUUGUCGAGAACGUGAACUGGUUCGGGUUUGGCUUCCAGAACACACCCAGGACUCUUCUUCGCCAUCUGCUUGUAACAGCUGAAAUGCACCGGUGUCGGCUUCGUUGUUCUUCCGACGAGUUGGACACCCAGUUCAACAUUUUAAACCCGUCCAUUUUGUUGGCAAACCGGACUUUCUUCGCUAGCUUCACUAGUUCACUGCCUCCAAUUCGGUGUCGACGCUGUCGAAGUAGUAAUCAACGUUUGUCGACCAAAAUAUCGAAAAAUCCAUUAGGUUGAUUCGGGGCGGUACAUCGGGUCCAUUCGGAAGAUGAAACGUUGCUUCUGCUUGUCCACGCGAAUCUGCAGCUGAUGGAACAUCCCUUUCAAAUCUCCACCGAAGGCGAUCCGCAAUUCGCGAAAGCCAGAGAACACUUUGACUAGCUGAACCAGCAUGUUAUCAGCUGUGAGGCUAGGGAAACUCCCUGUACUACCACUGCGGAUGCCGAGACAAGACGAACCUUAUCGAGCUUCUUCGAGUUUUGGACGGCACCACAUUUGGUCAGAGGGAAUCCCAGCCAGCUUCUUGUGAGACUUCCAGCAAGAUGUAAGUACUCCUUCUUUUGGUACUCAUCGGUCUGCUUGCGGACGUUCCCCUUCAGCUUUGGGUGCUUCCUUAGGGCUCCUAAGAUAUAAGGUUUUUGCACCACGAGGGCGUAGUACUUAUUCAUCGUGCCUGUCUGGGUCAUAUUGACUCUAACAUCUUACUAGCAUUAAACGAAGCGCUAUUGGGUAGCUGUCCAGUAUUUCUCCUUUGCUGUUUCCUGCGGAUUAGCCAACACUAACUCUUCCAGCGCGUAGAGACUUUUGAGCAGGACGUCCUCGUUGGUUAAGUGCUGGAGGUUGUCUGACGCGGCCCAAACUUCGUUCAUCCCAUUUUGGUACGAACUACAAUCGGUUCCAUGGACUUAGCCACCUUUGCUUCUACCGACGCGAACGAGUUGCUGUUGUUCGCCUUAACCAGCAACUGGAGCUGUCCAUCGUACGACUUGAUGGGUAACCUCCGCAUAUGUUUGUAUUGUUCCGUGAGCUGCUGCGAUACAACUUUUGAUGCGGUAGCAUCAACUUGCCGGCCUUAUGAACCAUGUGUAACAUCAUCUUGCUGCCUGUUGCGGCGCACACAGGCUUACUGUUUGGGAAGCUUCCACUCUUGACAGGUUUCCCGUCCACCGGAUGACCAAUCGCUCUAGUAUUGCGGUCGCAAGCAGACAGCCGGAGAACCUUUUCUGCGCCAACACGACGGAAGCACAUUUGUCCAGGAACGCCAACACGGACAUCGUUUCUUCCCUCGGAACUCUUCGGAUGUCACAGUAACUCUCGAAACUUGGAACUCUCGAAAGUCACCGAUGAUGCAGUAGAUGUCUUGCACUGCCCACCAUGCCUGAUAAGGCAGACAUAGCAUGACUGCUCGCGGGUCACCAGCUUCAAGUGCUCAGCGUAUCGCAACUUCUUAAAAUCCACACAGUGCCGCAGCCGAUGGUCCACUAACCCAAGAGCGGUCACGUCGUAUACUCAGUACACGCAACAUGAAAAAUGCACCUUUGUGGUACACCGCAUGAGCAUGGUGUCGUCGAAGAUGCUUCAAGACGCGAUUGCUCGAGGGUUAAACGAUACGUCUUGCACGGUUUCCUCUUUUCGCUUGCGUUUGCAGCAGAACCGCUAGCUUCGCUGUGACAGUACAGUCCAGCUUUCUCCUUCGGCUUCAUCUUUCUGGAUUGGGGGACUGCUUUCGACGACGACUGUGGACUGACUUCACAGGCGUCUGCCACGACGUCCAUCAGGAAUUCUGUCAACGUCCGUAGCGUUGUUCCUGAUCCGGCAGCUUGGCAACCAGAGACUUUAUCAGUAGCGGAUUGACGAGGUAUUGCCGUAGAUCCGCUGCCUCCAGAAGGCCGCACAGUUGCUUCAUCGUGUUUCAAAAUGGAACAAAACUCUUCAAAUUACUCUGCUUCGGAGGUUCCAGCUGAUUCACCUUGUCCAUCAGGCUUUGAAGCAGUUGCUCUGGGCUGCCGUAAUGCAAUGGCAUGUGGGAUGGAUUUGUGAAAGAGUAACUGGGGCUUCUUAAAGUGCCAUCAAGUUUUUAUGGCUGGACGCAUUGUUGGUCGUGUAGAAAAAGGGUCACUGUGUCGGUUUGCCGGAGAAUGUUUGGAGUUUGUAUGUUAAUCCCUUCCUUGCGGCCAGCUACGCCUUUAUUGAUCGGGUCUUUUGUUACCCCCGGUCCGUAUCGGCGGAUACUUGCCACGUUUUCAGACGUCUUACUUACUCGGAACACUUUUCCUCACUCUUAUUUCUGAAAUCUGGCUUGACAGGUUGGAAUCGUCGGAGUUUUAAUCGUUCUCGUGUUACUCUUCGGUGCUCUCGUAGUGUCGCGUUAGCUUCCUCACGUUUGAAUUGAUUUUGCUGGAAGAACCCGUUCGCGACACCUCCUUGACAAUUUUUGGUUUGACCUUUGACACGAAAGUUUCGCCAACUAUUUAUCCAUGGCCGCCAUUUACAUCUCGCAUGACUCCUGGUUCGCCUUCAGCCGCUGAAUCUGCUCCUUCUUCUUGGAGUAUCCACGCUUGCCAUGUCAUUACGGAUUUGUUUUUUCAGAAGAUUUCUCAGGAAUUCCGACAGUAGUAGUAAGUGAUAAAUCCAGGGUUCCAUCAGAAUUUCUUUCAGGAGGAUUCAGGGAUGCCUCCUAGAUCCAUCAGUGAUUCGUCCAGAAGAAGGAAUUCCCAAAGGAGGUCCUUCAGUGAUUAGUCUAGGAGCUACUUCAGGGAUUCCUUCUGAAGAUCCUUCAGCAAUUCCUACAGGAGUUCCUUCAGAGAUUCCUCCAGGAGACCCUUCGGGAGUUUCUCUAGAAUUUCAAUCAGAAAUUUCUCAAGGCAUUUUAUGGGAUCCCUUAUAAAGGAGAUCCUUUAAAGAUCACUACAGGAGUUCCAUCACGGUUCCUAUAGGAAUUCCUUCUGAGAUACCGUCUGGAGUUUACCUUCGUAGUUUACUGCAGUACAGUCGCUCUUUCAGGGAUUGCUCCAAAAGUUACCUCAGGGAGCUUUAGGAAUCCCUUCAGGGAUCUCCCUAGUAGUUCCAGGAGGAUUCUGGGAUGCCUCCAGGUGUUUCAUCAGGAAUUCCUUCGGAAGUUUUCUCAACAACUUCUAUUCCAACAGGAGUUUGCUCAGGUCUCUUUAGCUCCUUCAGAGAUUCUUUUAGGAGGAUUCAGAAAUGCCUCCUGGAGAUCCAUCAGAAAUUCCUUCAGAAGUUCCUUCAGGUCUCUCGAAAUUAUUUAGGAGUUCCUUCAGAAAUUCUUCCAGGAGUUUCAGGGAUUCAUGCAGUUGUUUCUCUGAAUUCCUGGAUUGCUCCAGUACUUGCUUCAGAAACCUCUCCAAGAUUUCCUUUAGAGAUUCUUACAGGAUGAUCCAAGGAUUCCUCCAGGAGAACUCAGGGAUUCCCCAGCAUUUUCUUCAGGAAUUCCUGCAGAAGUUCAUUCAACGAUUAGUCCAAGAAUUCCCUCUUAGAUUCCUUCAGGAGUUUUUAAGGGAUUCUUCGUGAAGUUCCUUUAGGGAUUCUUCCGAGAGUUUUUCCAGGGAUGGCUCCUGGGGUUCUUUCGUAGCGGUUUCCAGGAUGAUUUACGGAUGACUCCAGAAGAGAUUUCAAACAAGAUUUCUACAGGGAUUCCUUCAUAGAUCAUUGCAGGAGUUCCUUCAAAAAUUUCCUUAGGACUAUAAUCAAGCAUAUCUCCAGGAUUCCUUGAAGGAUCUGUCAUAAAGAUUCUACACUAAUUCCUGCAAGAUUUACUUCUUGAAUUCCUCUAGGAAUUCUUCCAGAGAUUCCAGUUGAAACUCUUCUUGGAAAUCCUUCCCCUUAUCUGGAAAGAUUCCCUCUAGAAAUCAUUCAAGGUUUCCUUCUGGAAUUCCUUCAAGAUAUUCUCUUGAAAUUCCUUCAGGGAUUGCUCCAGAAAAUUCUUCGGAAAUUCCCACGGAAUUCCUUCGAGAAAUUCCUCUGGGGAUUCCUUCUAGAAUUUUUGCUGGGAUUCUUUCUUGGAUUCCUUCGGUGAUUUAUUCCUGUUUUUCCUCAGUACUUCAAUUCCAUCUUUCGCUGCUCGAACUCACAUCGCAACCUCGUUUUUCUUCCUACGCAGCUGCAGUGCUGCCUCCAGGUCUUCGUACUGUUGCUUCUGCUUCUCUUCUAGUGAUCGCACCUUCGUUGACGAAAGAUUUGUCAAACUCGUCGUCGUUUUUUUUCGGGUGCGAGCCUGCUUCUUGGCGUUCUUCUGCUUCUGUUGAUACUCCUGGACCUUCUCCAGACAUGCUUUGUUUUGGCAGUCAAUUUUUCAGCAGUUUUCCUUCCUCAAUGUCUACGCAACGGAUGUGGAACCAUUUCGAGCAUUCGUCACAGUCGACUAUCACCUCAAUAUAGCUGAAAUUUUGAAGAAGAACUCUGCCUAGGACUACGUAGGACGUUAAUUUUUACUGAAAUACAAAAAAAAGCGAUUGAGAACUCCACUCCUGAAAACACCUCACCAGCUCAAGGAAGAAGACACGAAUAAACAACAAUGGGUUUCAAAGAAUUCAAACUAUGUAAACAUCUGCCUCUGGCAACACGAACACAUUAUUUUGAAAUGUCAAAACCGUUUCCCCAAAUAGGAAACAAACAGCAGCAUGAAAUGUGUCAAGAACAUGUGGAAUUAUCUAUAGGGUAAACAUGACUGUUGAGAGAGAAAAAAAAACGAGAGCAUAACUAGACAGGUUAAUAAUAAUCAUGAUUAUAAACUAUUGGUGGCAUCACUAAUUUAACAAGGUAUUUCGUAACGAAAACUAGUGUACAUAUAGGUGAAAUUGUCGAAAAACAAAACAAGAACAGAAUAAGAACGCUAACGCACUACAAUGUGCUGCAGUGGUAACGGUGGUAGAAAUGAGAUGGAUACGAAGCAUAACAAAACCGUAAAGAAUACAGCAGCCCACAACCAAGAAGCAGAAUGACAUCCAAUGACUGAGGUGCUACAAUACCUACUGAUGAACGCAAAACACGGGUUGGUUUCUAUGGGUUCUCAUGCGGAUUCGAAUCAAGACGAAAAAACAAGAACGCUCGCAAGAACGAGAAUGGAAGGAUGGAUGUGAAUGUGUGCGUGCGUGUGAGAGCGCGAGAGAAUUUGGAUCCAUGCUUGAAUCACUAUGAUCACUAUUGUUUCGGAACUGUGCUCAAUUUUUUGUUUCGAAAGGCGCAAACAAGAGUAUUAAUCGGAUGAGUAGGAGAGAAAACUAAAACGCUCAUAAUGCCUGAUUUGUGUUUUUGGAUAAAAGUAAGAUUUUGACGUUUAUUGCUGCUGGAAUUAUUGUCGCUACUCAUUGUAUGCAUACGUUGUUACAGAAAUAAGAGGAAAUGAAUAGCUUUACCUUACGUUAAGUGUGAGCAAUCGUCAACAAUGAUGGAUAGUUAAUUCUAAAAGUAAUCCGAUGAUAAUUUAAAAAGCGAUUGCUAACGGAAUCGGUUGGAAAAAGAUUUAAAAUAAUAAUGUUUGCUCAAUAUUUAUUCAGAUGCGACGUAUAAGCAGAAGAGAAUAGACAAGAGAAUAGUGCUUUUGAAUUGGAUUUGGUUUUGUUGAAGGCUGCUGACAUCGGGAAAAAUGUUCAUCAGAUUAUUUUAUUUUAAGGUAUUCUACAACUUCAUUUAUCGCCCAUUAUAGGAAGGCGUAAACAUAAUUGAACAUAAAAUCACAGUAUUUACCCACUUAAACAUGAAUAUUUGCAUCAUGAGGCACAAGGUAGCAAAUACUAAACUUCGAUAAAGUUAAAGUUGGUGUCAUCAUUGGCAGUAUAGUGUUUUUGUAACAUUUUUUUUAGUCUGUUACCAGUGCUAAAUUACACUGAAAACCGCGUUGCGGUGACAAUGACAAUAAAAAUGGGUAAGCUCCUGUUGAAUGUGUGUAGGGUAAUUGUUCCCAUCGUUGUGAUAGUACCUAUUGUUGCGGUAAUGGCAAUUGAGCACUUUUUCGACUGAAAUGUUACCAAAAGGUGUUCUUAAUAGAUGUAUGGUGCUUAAAUUAUGAGAUUGCACCAUUUGUUUGCUUAAGAUUUGCCCAAAAACCUAUUUUAAAAAAAUAUUUUCCUAAAUGUGUUUGCUGCUGUGUUCCUAAUGUUGCGGUGUCCCAUAUGAUUUCAAUGGGAUACCGCAACAAUAGGAACAAAAUACCGCAACAUUAGGAACACAUACCGCAACAUUAGGAACACAAUGUUCUUUCAGAUAAAAACGAGUAAAAUGCUCUUAACAACAUCAAAGUGGCAAUAUUUCGUUAUUUUCCCGUAGAUUAAGGAUGAAUUUUAUUAUUUUCAAUUCAAUCCAUGUAAAAAGUUUGCUUGGGGCGAUACAAUUGUGGUUUAAACAUGAACCCAGCGCUUAACUCCUCCAUGAUCGGAUCAAUUACCCUAUGUAUCGGAGCCUGACAAUCGCCGGGUUCUUGGUUUGGCACCGAAUUCUCGCAGUGACUUUUUAUUAUGUGCGGCAUGAUGCCGUAGUGGAAGUGAAACGUACUGAAAGUGUACAGGAUUGUCUCCACGAGUUUUUUUUAGGGAUUGCUUAGGUUACUCCAGAAACACCUCGAAGGGGUCCGUUAAAAAUCUCUUCAGGGAUUUUCCUCGGAAACUACUCCAGAAAUUCCUUCAAAAAUUUCUACAGAAAUUUUUCCAGAAGUUCUCCAAAAGAAAUUGAAAUAUUUCCAGCAUUUCUCCAGAAAGUUCUCAUGGAGUUCUUUUGGGGAUUCCUUCAGAUACAUUUCGAGGAGUUCAUUCAGGUAUUCCCACAAGGAACUUCUCCAGAGAUUCUCAAGAAUUUCUUCUAGAAAUCUUAUUGGCUUUCUUUUGAAAUUCAAAAAAAAAAUCAUCCAUUCCUUUUGUGCAAUUUCUGGAAGAAUCGCUAGAAGAAUCUCUUGAGGAUUUUUUGAAGGAAUUUCCCGAGCCAUUUCUGACGGAAUCACAGGAGAAAUUUCAAAAACAACCUUUGUAGGAAUUUCUGCAGAAAUUCCUGGAGAAAUUUCUCGAGGAUUUUCUGGAGGGUCUCUUGGAGGAAUUUUCGCCGGAAUUUAUUAAACAUUGAGAAAUUUUAUGAAGAAAUCCGUGGAACUUUGAAAAAGAAAUCGCUGAGAAAUUUCAGAAGGAGUCCGGACCAUGAAGGAUUAUCCAAAAAUCAUCCAAGGAAUUUAUAAAUCUCCAGUCCUAUUCGUGCAAAAAUCCGUGGCGGCAUUUUUGAAGAAAUCCCAGGGAAAUUCCUGAAGGGAUCUCAGGAGAAUUCCGAAAAAUCUCUUAAGAAGUUUCCAAUGAAAUUGAUGUAGAAACUUAAAGGCAAUGUUUCAGGAGAAGUUUCUGAAUUCGUGGAAAAAAUUCCUAGAGGUGCCUUGGUGAAAAUGCUGGAGAAAUUUUUAAGGAAAUCUCCCAAGUAACACACUUGUCACCGAAGAGUCACCGCGGCGCAGGUUUUUGUUGCGCAGAAGUCACUGCGACUUACUUUUAGCAAGUUAGUAUUUAUUUGUUAGAAGUAAGUCAUACUAACUUCUGCGUAACAAAAACCUGCGCCGCCGUGACUCUUCGGUGACAAGUGUGUUACUUGGGCUGUUGGAACUCCUGAAAGAAUCUCCGUUUGUAUUUCUGUAUGAAUUUCUACAGGAAUCUCAGGAGGAAAUCCUACUUAAUUUUCUGGCCAUUAAAUCCUGGAGACAGCCCUGCGAUUAUUGCAGAUAGAAUCCUUGAAGAAAUUCCCAAAGUAAUCUCUGGAGGAGUUCGUGAAGAUCUGUAUGAAUUUUUGAAAGAAUUUCCGGAAUACUUUCUGAAUAAAGACCGCUGACUGAAGGAAUAUCUGAAAAUAUCGUUGAAAGAACUUUUAAAUGCGGAGAUAAUCCAGCCUAGGGCUAGCAGUCUCAAUAGGAAAAAAAUGUAAAACUUCAGGAUUCCUGGAAAAAAUAUGAAGGAAUCCUUGGAGAAACUUUUGAUUCCUUCAGAAAGAUUUGCUCAAGAACACUCUAGAAGUAUUUCUGAAAGUAUCGUAGAAGUUUUGGAAGAAAAACAUGAGAAAAGCUUUUAAGAAAUUCUUGGUUGAGUUUCUAAAACAAUCCUAAGAAAUUUUUUAAAAGAUUUUUUGAAAGAUUCAGUAAACUAAUCCUGGAGUUAUUUAUGAAGAUAUCCAUGGUGCAUGUUUGAAGCGGCUAGCUCAAAAGUAAACCCCUUAGGAUCGGCAGAUAUUUGCUCAGGAAGACUCACAACCCACGGUGCGGAACAAUGGCAGACACACACUGGAGGACGAAGAUAUUUCUCACGAAACAGUACAAAAUACAUUGUGCAAAGAAGUAUGUGUGUGUAUAUCUUUACCCCAAGAUGUAUAUGUAAGACAAAUAUGUAAAUCAGUUUACUCUUCAGGUACUCUUUUUAGCAUUCCUUCAGGAGUUCCGCUUGGAAUUGCUUCCAGGAUUCCUUCUGGAGUUUUUUCAGGAAUUCCUGCAGGGAUUCUUUCAGCAACUGAAACAGAGAUUCCUCAAGGAGUUCCUCAACGAACACUUCUUAGGAUUCCUUCAGGAUUUCUCCAGGAAUUUCAUGUGUGAUUUCUUCAGGAAUUCUUCCUGGGAUUCCUCCAGGACUUCCUUUUAUAAGAUUCUUCAGGAUUUUUUCGAGAAUUACUUCUGGUAUUCCCCUACGAAUUUCUUAGGAGAUUCCUCCAGAAAUUUCCCCAGGAAUUUAUCCAGAAAUUCUUCCCGGAAUUCCAGCAGGAAUUUCUCUAAAAAUUUCCCCAGGAAUUCCUCCAGAUAUUCCGCUAGAAAUUCCUCUAGGAAUUUCUUUACAGAUUUCUAUAGGAGUUUCUCUGGUAUUUCCCUCACUCUAGUGGUAAUUCCUCUAGGCAUCCCUCCAAGAAAUCCUCCAGGGAUUCUUCUCUGGAUUCUUGCAGAGAUUUUUGCAUGAGUUCUGUCAGCGAUUUCUGCAGGUAUUCCUCCAGAUAUUCCUCCAGGAAUUGCUUCAGAGACUCCUCCAGGAAUUGCUCCAAGAAUUCCCCAGGAACUCAUUCAGAAUUUGUUCAAGGAUUUUUCCAGGAAUUACUUCAGGGAUUCCCCCAAGAAUUCCACCAGGUAUUUCUAAGCAAUCUUCCAGGAAUUGAUCCAGGAUUUCUUCCAAGGAUUCCUUCUUGGAUUUUUGCAGCGCUUUCUCCAGGAAUUCUUUUGAGUUUUUUGAAUUCCAGAGAAUUCAUUCAGAGAUUCCUCCUGCUAUUCCUUCAUAUAUUCCUCCAGGAAUUGCUUCAGGGACUCCACUAGGAUUCAUCCAAUUUGUCCAGAAAUAACCCCUGAAAUUUCUUCAGGGAUAUCUACAAGAAUUUCACCAGGAAUUAAUCUGGGAAUUCCUUCAUAAAUUCUGCCAGCAAUUCAUCUUGAUUGCGCUCUCGUAUCGAACUGGACAAGAGACUGAACAGCAUUUCGAGGAGCGUUCCCGAGCAUGUCGGCUCACGAAAUGUUACAUUCGCGAAUGUAUCACUUGCUGAGUGUGGACCAUUCAGUGGUUCGCGAUUAAAUUCCUCUCACUGCAUUCAAGAGUUGUUCCAGGAAUUUCUCCAGGGGUUACACCAGAAAUUUGUUCAGAAGUUGCUUCAGGCAUUUCUUCAGAAUUCUCUCUAGAGAUUUUUCAAGGAAUUCCUUCAGGAAUGUCUCUAAGAAUUCCUCCAAGGAUAUCUUCAGAAAUUUCUCUGAGAUUUCUUCUAGGUAUUCUUCCAGAGAUUUCUUCUGAAAUUUGUCUAGGGAUUCCUUCCCAGUUUUUUUUCAGAAAUUUCUCCAGAAAUUUUUCAAGGGAUUGCUCCAAGAAUUUAUCCGAGGAUUUCUCCAGAAAAUUCUCCAGUAAUUCCUGCUGGGUCUCAUCCAAGAAUUUAUACAGGAAUGACUCCUGGUAUACUUUCAGAAUUUCCGCCGGGAAUUCUUCCAGGGAUUGCUCCAGGAAUACCUGAAAUGAUUUCUUCAGAAAUUCUUCUAAGUUUCUCUUCAAAAAUUCAUUAAGGAGUUUCUUCAGAAAUUUCAAAAAAUCCUUCAAUCAAUUAUUUCAGGGAUGUACCCAAGAAUGUUUCCAGGAUUACCUGAUGAUUUUUUUAAUUACUUCAAGAAUUUCUGGAGGAAUUUCUCCAGCGACUAGUAUUGGAAGAUAAUUUAAAAAGGAUGCAUACAGGAACCAGGAAGUUAUCCAGGGAAUCUUUCAGUAAUUCCUCAGCAGUUUCUUCAGAAGUUUACUCGGGGAUUCCAUUAGCAAUUCCUACAAUAAGCGAGACAAUAAGUCCUCCAGUGAUUCUUCCAAGAAACACACAUGCUUCAAAAAAGUCACCCAGGGCACCGCAGGCUCUGGUUGCGUAGAAGUCACUGUGACUCACUUUAAACAUAUAAGAACUUACAUGCAAACAGAACUUUCAGACAGUUCUCCAGGGAAUCCUCAGGAAUUCACCCAGGAAAAACUCUUUCGGAAUUCUUCCAAGGAUUUCCCCCGGAAUUUUUCUAGGAAUUCCUCCUAAAUUCCUUCAGACCUUUCUUUUUUGAAUCAAUUCCAGGAUCUUUCUAAAAAUUCCAUCAAUUGAGAGUUCCCCGAAAAUACCUGCAGCAAAAUUCUUCAAGAAUUUCUCCAGGCAUUUCGUUCAGAUUCUAGUUCUCACAGGAAUAUUUCGAGGGUUUCCUUCAGUGAUAGUUUUAAGUCUUUUAUGAGAUACUUUCGAAGAUUCUUCCAAGGAUUCUUCCGGGAAAGCAUCAACUGAUAUUUCUAUAGGAUAAGAUUCUAAGAUGAGUAUAUACAGUAUAUGAGUAUAUAAAACAAUCUUUAGUUAGAUUUUGACAAAGAUGUACUCGAAACAAUUCAACUGAAGGUUCAUUUUUAGAGGAAUAGAGGUCAAGGACAUUCCAAGAUUACCAAUAAACAUAUACAAACUGGAUGAUCAAUUACUUACUGUCGCGAGACUGCGAGACUUACUCUCCCACUCCGCAUACCUCCAGCUUCAUAAAUUAUUCGCUCUCGCUUGUGGUAAGUGGGCACAAACGCGAGUGUGUUGUGAAUUGGCAUCUAAGCCGAAAGAGAGACGGAUUUGUGAAAUAGGAGUGUUCACGGUGUGGCUUCGGAGUCAGUUUGGCUUUCUAUUCCGCGGAAUCAUUACCUGUUCUGUGGCUCAGUUGGUUAAAGCGCCGGUCUAACGAAUACGGAGUCGUGGGUUAAAAUCCCACCAGAACGCGGAUUUUUUUUCACAAAUUCAUCACUCAAUUUCUCAAUUAGCAACAUUUCGUGCCUUCUAAUUACAGUAAGUAAGCCGGAAUAAAUUCUAAGGAAAGUUCAAGCAAGCUUAUCCUUCAGAAUAUCUGGAAGGGAUUUUUGUAGAAUAACCUGACGAAUCGCUGCGGACAUUCCCGAACUAUUCAUUGAGAAAAAUUUAGAUGAAACUCCAGAGUAAAUGCCGAAAGAUUUUUCGGAAAAAAUAACUGCUGAGAAAAUUUCCCUAUAGGAAUUCGUGACGUUUGGAACUAUUCGACACAAAAUAUCGAUGUGUUUCUAUGUCGGAAUGUGCCUGUCACGAAGCGAUUACCGAAAAAAAAAACUUAAAAAACAUACACAGAGACAUUAAUGUGAAAUCGACAAGAAUUUUGGAAAUUAUUUUCCGGUGAAAUUCUUGAAAAUAUCCAGGCAGAAUAACUUGAGGAAAUCUACAAAUCAAUCCCCAAAGGAAUUUUUGAAAAAAAAUCCCAAUUUGCCGGCGACCUUCUUCUUCAUUAUGGUUCUACGUUCCCACUGGAACUUGGCCCGACGGAAUCCUUAGAAAAGCGUUUCGAAAGAAAUCUCGGAAGAAAAAAAUUGGGAUAAAUUUCUGAGGUUUGGUUUGGCAGUCGUUUGACACGAUGUACCGAAGUUUUGCUGUGUCGAAAUGUCUCUAAUUCGAACGAAUUUCCGAAAGAAUCUCCUGAUGUAAUAUGGAACAGAAUUUCAAAACAAAUUUUCAGGAAAAUUCUGGAAAAAAAAAUAAACGGGAAAGAUUUGGAACACAUCUGCGAUAGAAGUUGGGAAGUAUAACUAUAUCAAUUUUAAAAAUUUCCAAAGGAGUCUUCCAUAGAACGCUCGAAGAAAUCUCCUUGGUGAUUCUUGAAAGAACAAAAUCUCGAAAGGAUUCUAGAGAAACUCCAAGUAUAAGAAACAUUGAAUGUUAAAAUUUACGAGAAAUUGACCACAGAAAUUCCCGAAGGAAUCUCCAGAGAAAUUAUUCAACAAAUCUGAGAGAAACUCCAGAACUCACGGGAAAAAUCUAAAAUAAAUCUGCGAUAAAAGUCGGGAAGAAUGUCUAUAUAAAUUUCUAAAAACUCCAUUGGAUCCGCUGACUCUUAAAGAAAUCCCCUUAGUAAUUUCUUGCUGAAAAUCUCUAAAGAAUUCUCGAAAAAUCCGAAUCUUGAUCCGAAUACAUGAAACAUUCGCUGUAGUUGAGGUGAUCUCUCAGAAACUCCGAAUAGGAUCCCCAGAUUCUGUAGAAAGUACCAAAGCAAACCAAGGAAGAUUUGUUGAGGUUUGAUGCACACAUCAUUCGACGAGGGGUUUGAAUCUGGAGAAAUUUCCGGAAGAAUUUCAAGGAAGAAUUAUGACGAGAACUUCUUCAAGAGUCCCUCACGGAUUGCCUGAAUAAACUCCCAAAUAAAAAACUGCAAGGAAUUCUCAAACAAUUUUUGAAAAAAAAAAUCCUGCUAAAAUUUCUGAAAAUUUCGCAAAAGGAAAACUGCAGAAACUCAAAUAAAUUAAGUAUUAAUAUUGUGAAUGGAUGUAUUUCUGACAAUGGCUUAAUGGAAGUACAAGUAGAAUUCAAACAGGAACUCUUGAGUAGUAUCAAUUCAUAAACUUAUCUCCGAAGUUUUGAAAGCAUAAAACGGAGAAACUCCACAAACUUUCUGUUUUUUCGUAUAUUUCUAAAAUAAUUGUAAAAAAAAUUUCGAAAAAAAUCCUGCUUCAAACAUUUUCUGGAGAGUUGCUUUGCUGGAUGAUGUUGAGUUUGCUGGAUGAAUUUCUAGAGAGAUCCAAAUAAUGAUUUAGAAAAGACUUUAAAUUGUUCGCAAUAGAUUUCAUGACAGAUUUCUCGAUCACAGUAAAACAUUUAAAGCGGAUUUCAAUUCGGUAAUCUGUUUUUAGGGUUGAAGCAAAAAUAGACAAUAUGGUUUAAAAAGUUUUCUGAAUCAGAGUCUACUAACAGUCUGUACGUUUCAUCCAACAAGCAGAUUCUUCAAAAAAGCGCUCAAUUGAUCUUGUUUCCGGAUUUCAUUACUUAAUGAUGACUAGGGGGCAAUUAUAGAAAUUUCUAAAAAAAAACAAAGUUUUAGAUUUUUGUGUUAUUGUAUUAGGUUUCCAAAAGCUUUUUUUUAAAGUAAUUUCAAAUAGUCCAAAAGACUUUUUUUUGAAGUAGUUAGCCAAUAAAUCUUGAAUCAUUCGAAUUCCUAAUAGAUGGCAAUUUGAUGAUCUUCAUAUUAAGCCACCAGCAUCGAACAUUUUUCCCGCUGUACAGCAGUUUUAGUUGUUGGAAUUUUCCAAAUUUGCUUCCAGUUAUAUACAUUGCAACUAAGUUGCUCAAGUAGCUGAACCAGAAUCACUGGGUUAUGUAGUGUUUGUGUAUAUGUUAAGCAAAACUCAGCCUGGCGCUGAAGCAGAAUUGCGUAAACUGCGAUUAAAACUCGGUUGUCCGAGAAGAAACCAAUCCACGAUGAGAUAAGAGUAUUACAUUUAGGACAAAUGCAAAGCUGGAGAAGAGAAAUGCGGAAAACACAUAUAUUCAGGUUAGUGAACAGAAUUUAAACCUAGCUGCUAAUAAAUACAAGAAAAAUACAUGUAAACAAGGUGGAAAUAAUUUAUUAAACCAAAACAAAUAAAUCGUAAGCAACGAACUAACUGUCAAGAAACAUAAACCACUAAAAACACGCUCAUUAAAUGAAUGUUAAGUCGCUGGUUGGCAAAAGAGUGCGACGAAAGCAUUCAGUAUUAAAAUAAACACUUUCUAAUAAUCUACUUGAAUGUUAGGCUUAAACCAAACACUGAACUAACAAAUGUCAUCAAACCGAAUGUCAAAAGGCAAAUAAAUGGCGAAUGGACAAAA
Molecule: messenger RNA, 21657 nt
Organism: Aedes albopictus (Asian tiger mosquito)
Lineage: Eukaryota; Metazoa; Arthropoda; Insecta; Diptera; Culicidae
Product: tyrosine-protein kinase receptor-like
Exons: 17
Coding region: 1677-6896 (1739 amino acids)
Biological process (GO): positive regulation of kinase activity; regulation of neuron differentiation; protein phosphorylation
Cellular component (GO): signaling receptor complex; plasma membrane
Molecular function (GO): ATP binding; transmembrane receptor protein tyrosine kinase activity; protein binding
Source: RefSeq, a predicted model, not a curated record